Molecule: messenger RNA, 10399 nt
Organism: Orcinus orca (killer whale)
Lineage: Eukaryota; Metazoa; Chordata; Mammalia; Artiodactyla; Delphinidae
Gene: WWOX
Product: WW domain containing oxidoreductase
Exons: 9
Coding region: 179-1303 (374 amino acids)
Biological process (GO): hippo signaling; positive regulation of transcription by RNA polymerase II
Cellular component (GO): nucleus; cytoplasm
Molecular function (GO): protein binding; transcription coactivator activity
Source: RefSeq, a predicted model, not a curated record
AUUGCGGAGACUGGAUUCACCUGCCGAGUCGGAGGAGGGGCUCCGGGCGGCACAGUGCGCAGGCGCGGGCGUUCGGGGCUCGCGGCGCGCGGCGCUCGGUUGAAGCGGGAGUGAGUUCUGGUCGCGGAGACCCGGCAGCGGGCGAGCGAGCGGGUGACCGGGCGCCUCCUCUGCAGCCAUGGCAGCCCUGCGCUACGCAGGCCUGGACGACACGGACAGCGAGGACGAGCUGCCCCCGGGCUGGGAGCAGAGAACCACCAAGGACGGCUGGGUUUACUAUGCCAAUCACACGGAAGAGAAGACUCAGUGGGAACAUCCGAAAACUGGGAAAAGAAAGCGAAUAGCAGGAGAUUUGCCCUAUGGAUGGGAACAAGAAACUGAUGAGAAUGGACAAAUGUUUUUUGUCGACCACAUAAAUAAAAGAACUACCUACUUGGACCCAAGACUGGCAUUUACUGUGGACGAUAAUCCUACGAAGCCAACCACCAGACAGAGAUACGACAGCAGCACAACCGCCAUGGAAAUCCUCCAGGGCCGGGAUUUCAGUGGCAAAGUGGUCGUGGUUACCGGAGCGAAUUCGGGAAUAGGGUUUGAAACCGCCAAAACUUUCGCCCUCCAUGGUGCACAUGUGAUCCUGGCCUGCAGGAACAUGACAAGAGCCAAUGAAGCCGUGUCACGCAUUUUAGGAGAAUGGCAUAAAGCCAAGGUAGAAGCAAUGACCCUGGACCUCGCUCUGCUCCAUAGCGUGCAGCAUUUUGCUCAAGCGUUCAAGGCCAAGAAUGUGUCACUUCACGUGCUUGUGUGCAAUGCAGCCGUGUUCGCUCUCCCCUGGAGCCUCACGAAAGAUGGCCUGGAGACCACCUUCCAGGUGAACCACCUGGGCCACUUCUACCUCGUCCAGCUCCUCCAGGACGUCUUGUGCCGCUCAGCCCCUGCCCGGGUCGUCGUGGUUUCCUCGGAGUCCCAUAGAUUUACAGAUAUUAAUGAUUCCUCUGGAAAACUAGACUUCAGCCGCCUUUCUCCAUCGAAAAAUGACUACUGGGCCAUGCUGGCUUACAACCGGUCCAAACUCUGUAACAUCCUCUUCUCCAGCGAACUCCACCGCCGCCUGUCCCCGCGUGGGGUCACGUCGAACGCAGUGCACCCCGGGAACAUGAUGUACUCCUCCCUGCAUCGAGGCUGGUGGGUGUACACGCUGCUCUUCACCUUGGCCAGACCCUUCACCAAGUCCAUGGAGUGCAGGAGCAGAGCUGAAAAGUACACGGGGACAGAAAAAGCUGCGAUCAGAGGCAGACCCUGUUAGCGGUGGCCCACUGGCCAGGCUCUGCUGGUUCCCAUUAUAGGCAUGGUGGGCAGAGGACUCCAUGUGACAGUGAGCAUGCGUCAGCAUCCCGAUCCCUCUGGAUGCCCUGCGCUCGGACGUCCCUCUUCCCUCUGCAACAUCCUUUUGAAGCCUGUAUGUUCCGUCUGCCCCAGCUUCUGUUUAUACUGGUGCAAAGUGAGGGCUGCUUGGAUUUGGGGAGUUUCACGGGAAGGUAUUAAACGUGUUUGGAAAAGACUUGAAAGUCCAGCUGUGUGUGUUUUAGUUUUAUAUUUAGCCUUAAAUUAGAGACUCCGCAUACCUCAGGUCAUAAAGAGGCACAGCAGGGACUUACGUUUUCCUUCAGUGUGCUGGGGGCGCGCACCUAGGUGAGAUUUGAUUAUUUGCAAAUUUGUUUUUUUUGGUUGUUUAAGUCCACAGCUUAUUUCUGGCCUUCAUGCUUUUAGAGGUCUCCUGUUAUGUUUCAGAAAGAAGUUAUUGCUGUUGUUUUCACUUGAAUUUGAGAAAAGUGAGGUGGCUCGUGGAGAGGAGGAGGGGACAGAAUAAACUUGGACCUUUUGGCGCCAGACCCUGUGCCGGGCACAUGCGCACAGUUAACCCUCAACUACCCUCUGAGGAAGGAAACUGAAUCUUGGCUAAGGAAGCUAAGAAGCUUCCUGCUUUCCUCUGAGGUUCACUCUUUGCUCUGAGCACCACCUUGUUCUCUGCCUGUGGACCUGAGGCUUCUUUUUUUUUUUUGCGGUACGCGGGCCUCUCCCUGCUGUGGCCUCUCCCUGCUGUGGCCUCUCCCGUUGCGGAGCACAGGCUCCGGACGCGCAGGCUCAGCGGCCAUGGCUCACGGGCCCAGCCGCUCCGCGGCAUGUGGGAUCUUCCCGGACCGGGGCAGGAACCCGUGUCCCCUGCAUCGGCAGGCGGACUCUCAUCCACUGCGCCACCAGGGAAGCUCGACCUUUGGCUUCUUGAUGCCACUCCCUCCUCCCCCAGUUAAAGUCCCCAAGAGCCUGUCUCAGAACCAAGUUCACAGCUGCUUGCUGACCCGUGGGAGGAGAAGGAACACACCAUUCCCCAGUAUCGUUUACUACCCAAGCUAAGGCCAGAGCCACGGGAGCAAGGUCACCUGUGGCCACAGAUGAUGGCCUGAUCUAUGAGUUCCCCUGCGGUGCUGUAACAAAGUGCCACAAAGUUACGUGCCUUAGAACGACAGAAAUGCAUCGCCUCACAGCUCUGGAGCCUAGAAGUUCCAAAUCAAGGUGUGGGCGGGGCCCUGCUCUCUCUGAAAAUUCUGCGGGAGAAUUCUUCCCUGCUCCUUUCUAGCUUCUGGUGUUUCCGGGCAACCCUUGACCUUUACUGGCGCAUAGACGAUUCACUCCAAAUAUUUGUGGGGCACUGUGUUCGUUUUCUAUUGCUGCCGUAACGAAUUAUCACAAACUUAGGAUCUCAGACAACCCAGGUUUAUGAUCUUACAGUUCCGUAUAUGGCAAAAGUCUAUAACACGAGCCUCCCUGGGCUAAGAUCAAGGUGUGUUCAAGGCUGUACUCUUUCUGGAGCCUCUGGGGGAGCAUCUGUUCUCUUGCCCUUCUCACCUCCUAGAGAGAGGCCUCCCACUUGGCUCUGGGCCCCCUUUUGUCCAUCUUCAAAGCCAGUAACGUCAGGCCGAGCCCUUCUCCCACUGACAUCCUUCUGGCUGUCUGUUCGGAGUCCCUUUCCUACUUUUAAGGACCUCUGUGAUUACAUCGGGUCCACUGGGUAAUCCAGGAUAAUCUUCCUAUUUUGAUGUCAGCUGAUUAGAAACGGUAACUGCAUCUGUAACAUUAAUUUCCCUUCCCCACAUGACCUAGUAUAUCUACAGGUCGUAGGGAUUAGGGUGGAGACGUCUUUGGGGGCCACUCUUCUGCCUCCCAGAGGUGCCUUGUCACCUGCCAGGCUCUGUGCUCAGCAAAGAGGACACAACAGUAAAUGAUACAGACAAGGCCAUGUGCUCACAAAACUUACCUACUAGUGAGAGCGAAGGGCAAUGGAGAAAUCAACAAGCACAUUCCAGGAAGUGUCGGGCGUGUGCCUGAAAUUAACAAGGCAGUGUAAUGGAGAAUAGUAAUGGGGGGGACUUCCAUCAAUAGAAUAAUCAGGGGAAGCAUCCCCAGGAAGCCGAAGGCCUGAAAAAGGGCCAUCAUGUCAACUGGGGAAAGGUGUUCCACACGGAAGGAACAGCAAACAGGGCGGCCCUGAGGCCUUCAGAAUAACCACUGGCUGCUUUCCAUAGGCUGUACUGGAGAAGGUGAGCCAGGAUGGUGGUUAGUAGCUACUGCAGUGAUUCAGGGGAGAGGUGACACAGGCUUUAUAGGGCGGGCUGCAUCACAGCACCCAAGGGUAUCCCUGUGCUAAUCCUCAGGUUGCAGGAAUGUUACCUUCCAUGGCAAAAGGGGAUUUGUGAAUGAGUCAGUUAAGGAUCUUGAGAUGAGGCGCGAUGGGCAGGGGUGGGGGGUUGUGCAAAUGUAAUCAUAGGGGUCCUUGUAAUGGAAGCCGAGGAAGAUUUGACUACAGAAUUAGGAAACGUGAUGAUGGAACCAAAAGCUUGCAGUGAUUGAGGGAAGGAGCCGUGAGCCCAGGAAUACAGGUGGCCUCUAUAAACGGGAAAAGGCAAGGGAACUGAUUCUCCCCGGGAACCUCUAGAAGGACCUGGCCCUGCCCACACCUUGACUUUAGCCCAGCGAACCUGAUUUCAGCCUCCUGGCCUCCAGAACUCGAAGAGGGUAGCUCUGUGGUUUUCUCCAACCGCCGAGCUAGUGUAAUCUGUGACAGCAGCAGGAGGAAACUAAUGCAUCUUGCUAAGGGUAUGCCCUUGGAGGGAGAGGAGGGACCCAAUUCAAGAGAUCUUUAGGAUUCAGUAUUGACAGGACUUGGUCCCACUGGGGGCGGAUCUGAGGUCCCUAACUUGGGUGACUGAGUGGAGGAUGGUGGUGUUACCUGAGAUAAGGAGGCGAAGCACAGGGAGGAAGGAGAGUUGAGUUUGGGGUGUGUUGAGAUUGAGCCUGAGGGCUGAUGCCCAGCGGUUCCCUGGAGAUGGGGUUCUGGCGCUCAGUGAAUGUGGGCUGAAGAUCCAGCCUCAAGCCUGGGGCCUGAAACACUUUAAGCACUGAAUGAAUGAACGAAUGAAUGAGCGAAUGACUGAGCAAAUGAAUGAAUAUACGAUUGAAAUCCAUGUGGGAAUCCUUUGAAAUGGUGACACCAUCCAAUCAGGUAAGAUUGCUCCAGUGCCUGGUAUUUCUGUUAACCUUUCUGUCUAAAAAUACAUCCCAUGAAACCCUGCCGUACUUAAAGGAAACUUCAUUUUGGCCUUAUUCUCCCUCGGUGCCCCUGUAGUUUUAUCCUUUGGAGAACACCCUUUACAAUCCCACCUCUCCAUCAUUGGGAUGCUGCCUUUAAAUGCCGGCAGUUUCUGGGCCAGGCAAUGGUAAGAGAAGUUAACUGUGAUCACCACCAUGUCUUAACCUUAACAUAUAGGCCAAGCAUUUCGAAAUUAUUUGUCUCCUUAAGCCUCACUGCAGAGCUAAUCAAAAGACAGAUGACCCUGGGUGGCGCUAGUAUCAGGUGAGAAAACAGACACGGUCCCAUAACUUGCCCAGUAUCCGUAGAUGCCCAGUGACUGAGCCAGGAUGGAACUGAGAGGUCUUUCCAGGCUACAAAAGCUAUGUAACAUGUAUCAUUUUACUACUAGCAAUGGAGACAGUAAAUCACGAUAGAAACUGCCCUUUAUUCAUCCCGCAAAGUUACCGAGCACUCUGCGUGCAGGUUAUUCCUCCUGACAACCUCAGGAGUGGUUACUUUCAUUGCAUUUCCUCUCUGUUGCUGCAUAACGAAUUCCUGCAAACUCGGGAGCUUCCACCCUGUAUAGACCAUCUCAGCAGGUCCGAAGCGCAGGCCCAGCCUAGCUGUGUCUUCUGCUCAGGCUCUCAGGAGGCUGAAAUCCGUGUUUUCCAGGACUGGGGUCUUUUCAGAGGCUGUGCUUGUUGCCGGGGGUCAUUUCCUUGGGCCGAGGUCCCCAUUUCUUUGCUGGCUGUUUGAGCACUGCUCUCACCCCUAGGGGCUGUUCUCAGGUCCUUGCCAUGUGGCCCCGUCCAUCGAUGCUGUCACGGCGUGACUGUUUUCUCCUCGGAGGCCACAGGAGCAUCUUAAUCCGUCUCUUCAGGGAGGGCUCAGUCUCUUCAGGGCUCACCUGAUUAGGUCAGGCCCACCCAGGAUCCUCUCCCUUUGGGUGAACGUCAAGCUUACUGCUUCGGGACCUUAAUCCCAUGUGCAAAGUCCGUCCACCUCUGUUGGAUAGCGUAAUUCCAGUCACGGGAGCUAGCUAUCCCAUCCUAUUCCUAGGUCCUAUCCACACUGGAGAGAAUUGCAAGGGUGUGUAUUGUAGGGGGUGGAGAUCUGAGGGAUCAUCUUGGAACCCUGCCUCUCACAGUCUGUGGAAUUCCCAUGUCGCUGAUGUUGAAAGUGAGACUCAGAGGCAUGCUACAAUUGGCCCAAGGCCACUCAAGGACAGCUGGGAUGCAGGACCAGCUUCAUCAUGCUUCCAACGCCAGGCUGUAACCCCCCAUCCCCCUCCCCCUCCCUCACCCCCAGCCUUCACGCGAAGGCGCCGACCUUGCCGUUUGCUGCCUCUGGAGGAGUGCAGAUCACCGCACCCGCCCCAGGCUUUGUCCUCCAGCCUCUCGGGCUUCCACCUGCAUCCGGCGACCAGAAGGGAACUGAACAAGUGCCAGUGCCUUUAAACGGAGCCACACUGGCAUAAUGAGCAGCACGUGGACAGAGGGGACAGCUAAAAAUGUCCCCGACCUUCUAAAAAAGGGACAACUUGGCCAGGUAUCGAGUCAGCUCUGUGACAUUAAUGCAGUUAUCCUGAUUCAGGAUCAGACGUAUUCACCGUUAAACGUCUUUUAACUUGAUUGCCAACAAGUCUUGUAUCAUUUAGAGGAAUCGGUGGAGCUGGCCGAGGGACGAGGUUGAUGUCAGCAGCCACCUUGCUCUUCCAGACUUAAGAAGUGAUCACUGUAGCUGCUCAGAAGGCCUGCUGACCACGUGGACUCUCUGGAGCUGUUCGAUGAAAGAUGUGAACGCCCGUGCGCUUGAGCGUCAUAAACGUUUGGAGCUCUCUAGCCUCCAAGUUUGUCCUGUUCUUUGCAGGUGACUGGGGGCUUCUGGAAUCUGGCUGGCUGGGGCUGCUGCUCUAGGGGGCUGAGGUGCUUCCCCUCAGGCACCGGAUAUGCACUGAUCUCUAACUGGGAGCCAAGAACUGGGCCAGGGGCGGGAGAGUGAGUGAGGAGGAAAGAAGGAAACACGGGGCCCGGCUUCGGGGAGCUUUCGCUCUAGACACCAAUCAGAUCUUCGUACAAAGAAAUGUGAUAUCGCAGCCCAGGUCCGCGCUGUAGAGCAGAGAUCCAGUGAGACUGUGCCUGACAGGGAAGCGUGGCCCUCGUCUGGGAAGGUUGUUGGAUAGAGUGAGGCCUGAGCUGACUGAGAUUUGUCACUAAUCAGGUUAUGAGAGGAACUGAAACACUUGUCGAUUAACACGCGACCUUGGGCAAGUCGUUGAGCCUCUCUGAACCUCAGUGUCCUGUUCAGAAGAAAAUGGAGUAGAAGAAUAACGGGUCUUGAGCCCAAGGAAUGUUAUACGAGCUGCUGACCCAGCCCCCCGUUCUUGUUUCGGUCUUUAAAUCUCUCUGACGAUUGCUCUCUUCCUUGCUCGUGCCUAGAUUUUUUUUUUUUUAAAGAGUCCAUCCAUGAGGCAAGUGUCUGUUUACGAGUCUGGCUUUUCACUGUGGAGCUUCAGCAAAGGUUUUCAGAGCAUCUGCUGGGUGCCAGGCGGGAGUGUGGAGCGGGGGAUUCAGAGAUGAGCGGAAUGUCCAAGACAUCGGAGAGCAGCGUGUACCCAGAGGGGCGUGCCCAUGCCCAAGGGGACAGACUCAGAGAGGGAGCUGGGCGGCUGCAGGCUUGACCCUGAGCCCACAGGACUGCAUUUGAGAUUCGGGUGAAAGGGGAGGGCCGUGAGUGACGGGGUUGUGGAGGGCAGUUUCCAGGCCCUGGGGAUCCCCCCAAGAGAACAAGGUAGGUUCAAGCCCCCGCCUUGCCAGCGUGGGGCAGAGAAACAGACAUUUAAUAAAUACGAAAGAGUAGAUGAGAAAUGGUGAGUGUUUGAAGGGAGGUAAUCCAGAAGGGGGAGAGGGUGGAUUGGAGCGGGCAAGGUUUUACAAGGUGGUCAGGGAGAAGGCCAGCGGCUGGGCGAUGGCUGGAAGGAGGUGAGGAAGCCAACCCUGCAGGUGGUGGCGGGGAAGAUUCCUGGCAGGGAGGACGGAGGGACGGGGGCCACCAAGGCCCUCGCAGGGAGCACGCCUGAGACACUGGAGGGACAGUCCGGCAGCUGGUGUGACGGGAGCUGGGGGAAUGGAGCAGGGAGUGGGCAGGCCUGCACUGUGUAGGGCCUCUGGGCCUGGCAGGGGCUUUGACCUUCUACUCGGAGGGAAAUGGGAAGGCACGGGAGGUUCCCGAGUGGAGGCGUCACGGGAUGGGCUCGUGAUGGACACUGCUUCUGCCCAUCGCCGUAUUUCCCUCUCUGCAUAAGCACAUACGAAAUAUGUCUUCAUAUAUUUUUUAGGUUUUUCUGUUGUUCAGGAUAUAUAUCUCUAUAUAUGUGAUGAUAUAGCUUUAUAUCUGAUAAUAUGUGAUUAUAUAUGCAUAUACGUCUACACACACAUACCCACUUUUCUUUGAACCAUUUAAAAGUUACACACAUCUUAACAGCUCACCCCGAAGUUCCUCGGCAGGCACCUUCUAAGGCUAAGGACAUUCUCCUGCAUAAUCGUCUCACAUCCACAAUACCAUUGUCACACCCGCGAACAUUGAUGGUAUUCCAAUAGUAUUAUCUCACGUGCUGUCUCUACUCAAAUCUCCCCAAUUGUUCUUUAGAGCUCUGGUUGCUGUUUGAUCCGUCAUCCAGCUGAGGAUCGCAUUGCGUUUGGUUUUCAUGUCCCUUUAGUCUCGCUUAACCUGGACCUGUCUCUUUGCUGUUGUUUUGUCCUCGUGACCUUGGUGUUUCUGAAGCGUUCAGGGGACCCUCUGGCUACAGUGCCACUGUAGCCAAGGCUGGCAGCAGGGAUGCGGUCAGGAGUCCUCGGCAGUGCUCUCGGCCAGCACUGCCCAGUGGACCUUUCUGCAGGGGUAGGUGUCUUCUUUCUCUGUACUGUCCAAUGCAGCAUCUGCUCGCCGCUCCGGAGGACUUGGCACGCGGCCGGUGCGACCGAGCCUCUGAAUUUAAAUUGUACUUCAUUGUAAUCAAUUUCAAGAGCCCCAUGGGACUAGUGGCCACUGUCCUGGGGCCGUGCAGCUCCAAGCUGAGAGUUGGUUGCGGUUAGUCAGGGAUUGUGGGAAUGAAUGGAGGGGUGGGGGGACGGGAAGUCCAGACAGAAGGAACAGUAUAUGCAGAGCACUAGAGGUUCCACACGGCAGGAAGUAAAGCUGCAGUUUUCCUUCCCCAGUGGCCAGCAGGCAGGUGUUCAGCUCAGGGUCCUCUUUUCCUCCAGGUCGCAUCCCCUCCCAGCAUGGGCCAUGGCAGACUGGGCACCUCUUUGUAAGCCUGGCUGAAGGAAGGCGUAAAAAAAGUACCACCAUCCAGCAGGAACUUGGUGGCUUUCCAUCCAUGCCCUGUCAGCUGUCCAUAUCCACCCCAUCCUCUUCUCCUGGCCCCGCCUUCAGGGGACACUGCAUCUGGCCUGCAGGGAUAAGCCCCCCUCUGCAUCCUCCUGUAGGACGGGCAGGAGGGUCCGAUGAGCAGUUGUGCCCUUCCGGGGAGUAGGGAGUGAGGCACUGAUGUAUCCAACCCCAUAGAUCUGCUCCCACCCCUAUCUUGUCCCUCCUCAGGUCUGAUCACUCUUUUUAUCUUCCCUGGAGUUGUCUUCUUUUCCCCCCCUUCCUAUUUUUCUCUGAGUUUUUCUGGAGUAAAAUGCAAGUUUUCCGUCAAGUAAUGCAAAGCUCCGUCAUCAGUCACAAGCUCGUCUGAUACACGUACAUGUUGACGACAAGGGAUAUUGCUUGUUAUUUUGCUUCCCACCCGGGCACACCGCUCUCCGCCAACUCGCCAAGGGUUAAAUCUUGCACCGCCCAGGUCUGGGUCUCUCCCGAGCUGGCUUUUGCAUCAUGUGGAUACGUUAAUCCGCCCAAGUUGACUUGGAGAACCAAUCUGAAGUCAGAUGGGAGCUCCCGGAAGCAAAGCCAUUGCAGGUUUAUUUGUUACUUUUAUUAUCUCAUUUCUUCUUAUUUUUCUAGCCAGAUUGCCUACUCCACGGGAAAGGUGGGGGUCCCCUUUCUCCUUCCCUUGCGUUCUCAUGCUGCCUCCCUCCCAGGUGUUUAUAAUCACAUGUUUUUUAUGUGGUUUCUGGGUCCAGUGGCGUGAGCGCCAGAAACACCUCCUCCCCAAAGAGGAGAAGAGGAUGCUGCGCGAUCUGGAAGGAUUUUUUCCUCUCCUCCUUUUGUCAGCUGGCAUGCGAUAUGCUUCCCAGGCAGUAAUUUACAGACUGUCAAUUUCUGAGAGCCGCUGGGAAGCUGAGCGAUCGCCUGCAUUUCCUCACUUCGGCUCGAGUUGGGUCUUGGAGCUGGCAGAGAGCAAGGUCUCUUUCUGGGAAUGCUUGGUCCCAUUAAAGGAAGGCCCUGGCUUUUGUCAACUUUGAAAGGUGGUCAUGGGAGGGGUUGUUAUGACACAUCGGGCUGCAAACGCAAUGCCAGAGUCAUGCUUUAUACCAAAAGAUGCUUUCCUGGGGAGGAUUCUGCUAGCCGUCAGGCACUGACUGACACGUUAUUAAUGUUUUCCUGUUUUCUGUGGUCCGUGAACGGAAAAAUACUUUGGAGCCUUUAAAUUUUCUCAAGAUGUCCGUGUUUUCUUGGAUCAUCCCUCAGUUUUCCACGAUUUGAAAAAUGUCGGUGUUGCUCCCUGGGCUUCAGGGAAUCCGGAAGUCGCUGCAAAUCUUUCUAAGGUUUGCAGUCACACGGAUGUUUUCACCUGGAGCAUCCCCGACUUGGUGAGAGCAACCCAAUUCC